AUGAGCUUUGAAUUGUCCUUCUUGGGUUGUUCAGGGGGUCCAGUUGAAACAAGCAACUGUGCUAUCCUAGUGAAGCCGGCUCAGAUCCCGUACUCUGAUAUCCUCACAUUACCAGAUGCUCCGUUCUUUAUGAUUGAUGGUGGAGCAGGACUUCUUCUGUUGGCAGAGUUAAUUGCUGAUGAAGAGAAGCAGCCAAAACUCCUACUGCUCUAUGAGGACUCGUUACUGGUGGAGAGGUACAUGAAUGUGAAGCGAACCUUUCCAUUUAGAACCCUCAAGGGACCUGCAAUCGCCCUGCUGGCAGCGGUGCUUGCCAAGGUAGCCGGUGCCUUAAUCACACACCCCCACGCUGACCAUGUUCUGGCCAUUGUGCUCAAUCUGCCAGGUAUGGUAGGCAAGAGAGCCUCUCUACCUUUGUAUGGAUCUCAAUUCACCAUGGAUACUCUACAGAAUCACAUUUUCAAUGGCCAUGUUUGGCCGGAUAUGGUUCUGUUGGGAGUACUAGAGUUGAACUCACUAUCAUCAAAAGUUCCAACUGACAUAUGUAACAAUGCAUUCUCGGUCAUUAGGUUUGAUCUCAGCCACGGCAUCAUUCACGACACUAAGGAGACGUAUGAGUCGCUGGCGUACCUAGUGACCUGUUCCCAGUCACACUCAAAAAUUCUUGCAUUCGGCGAUUUUGAGGCCGACUCUGUUCUGGGUCUACAUAAAAACCUACUUAUUUGGAAGCACGUUGCUCCAUUUGUCAUUGACGGGUCUCUCAAAUGCAUUAUCUUGGAAUGCUCCAUGCAUAGUGUAGCACCAGACACACAGUUGUAUGGGCACUUGACGCCUCGACAUUUGAUAGAGGAGCUCGAAAUCCUCAAUGAAAUCCUGAAAACCAUGAAAAUUGACCCAUUGCAAGAUCUUCAUAUCGUCGUAACUCACGUCAAAGAGAACAUCGAAGGACAGGAUCCCCGUCGCAGAAUACAGAAAGAGCUAAACGAGCUAAACGAUGCUUCGGGCCUUGGAUUGAGAAUCACCAUGGCACUUAGCGGUGUAUCCAUGGUGGUUUGA
This is a messenger RNA of Australozyma saopauloensis, 1056 nucleotides long. RefSeq names its product 3',5'-cyclic-nucleotide phosphodiesterase PDE1 (gene PDE1). Bases 1 to 1056 code for a protein of 351 amino acids. Gene Ontology annotation, biological process: cAMP catabolic process; negative regulation of glucose mediated signaling pathway. The transcript has a single exon. Lineage: Eukaryota; Fungi; Ascomycota; Pichiomycetes; Serinales; Metschnikowiaceae. The record is from RefSeq and is a predicted model, not a curated record. Gene Ontology annotation, molecular function: 3',5'-cyclic-GMP phosphodiesterase activity; 3',5'-cyclic-AMP phosphodiesterase activity.